This is a messenger RNA of Nanorana parkeri, 638 nucleotides long. It is a transcript of the gene TICAM2, whose product is annotated as toll like receptor adaptor molecule 2. The record is from RefSeq and is a predicted model, not a curated record. Gene Ontology annotation, biological process: positive regulation of cytokine production involved in inflammatory response; lipopolysaccharide-mediated signaling pathway; response to exogenous dsRNA. Gene Ontology annotation, molecular function: protein kinase binding. Lineage: Eukaryota; Metazoa; Chordata; Amphibia; Anura; Dicroglossidae. The transcript has a single exon. The coding region runs from base 6 to 638 and encodes 210 amino acids.
ACACAAUGGGAAACAUUAAUCGGCGAAGGAAACCUCCAGUAGAUGCUGGCAGAACAGAUGAAAUUCAGAUCAGUAAGGAAGAACCUACAUGCCCCUCAAAAGACAAUUCAGUCACACCACAAAUGUGUUCUUCACAUGAACUCUAUGAAGAUAAUGAAGAAGUGUUUUAUAAAUUUGUAAUUCUUCAUGCUGAAACAGAUAUACAUGAGGCUAUAAGAAUGAAGGAUUUGCUGCAAGACACUUUCCACAUCAAGCCAGGACUUAUAUUUGCAGAAAUGCCUGCAGGCCAGCAUAUAUUAAAAACACUGGACAAUGCAGUGAAUGGAUCAGCCUGGACUAUUAUACUACUCACUGAGAACUUCCUCAAAGAGACUUGGUGUGAGUUCCAGUCGCAUGCCACGUUAAUCAAUUCCAUUCAAAUGUACCAUAAAUAUAAUACUGUGAUCCCAGUGAGACCGAGAGACAAUUACCUGCCAAGAGACAAGACACCCUUUCCAAUAAAUCUCUUUAACGCCUUGGAAGAAAAGAGUCCAGAGUUCAAUUGGCUAGUGGAAAGAACCUUCCAGGAGUCCGUAUAUCAGAGGCAUUAUGCAACAUGGAAGGCUGAAAAAGAGAGCAUGGAACAAAGAGAAAUAUAA